This is a messenger RNA of Notolabrus celidotus (New Zealand spotty), 2940 nucleotides long. RefSeq names its product tripartite motif containing 47 (gene trim47). The record is from RefSeq and is a predicted model, not a curated record. The transcript has 8 exons. The coding region runs from base 61 to 1497 and encodes 478 amino acids. Lineage: Eukaryota; Metazoa; Chordata; Actinopteri; Labriformes; Labridae. Gene Ontology annotation, molecular function: protein binding; zinc ion binding.
CUCCCCUCCCUCCCUCCCUUCACUUCCUGCAGUGGCACUGUUGUGCUGGUGUGUGUGAACAUGGCUACAGCUGGAGCAGCUGGAGACGACCUGAGAAAGGAGCUCACGUGUGCAAUUUGUUUGGACUUCUUCAAAGACCCUGUCAUCUUGAAGUGCGGACAUAAUUUCUGCCGGUUCUGUAUCUGCAUGCACUGGGAUGAAAAUGGCGGAGACUACGGGUACCAGUGCCCUCAGUGCCGCACGGUGUUCAACAAGAGGACUUUCACUAAGAACUACCUUGUGCAGAACCUGGUCUCCAAACUGGAUGAUCUGGAUUGCCUGGGGUCUUGUCCUCCUCCCUCUAAGCCCUUGAAAGUGGACGGGAAGUGUGAGCAACAUGGCGAGGAGCUCAAAUUGUACUGCCAGACUGAUAAGAGGCCCAUCUGUGUUGUCUGCAGGGAGUCUAGAUCACACAGACACCACGAGGUAGCACCAGUGUCCGAAGUUGUGAAUGACAUGAAGAUGGAGCUGAAACUGAGACUAAUGGAGCUCAACUGGCAAAAGUCUCAAUGUGUAAAAGUGAUAUCAUCUGACGAGCGCACCAGAAGUGAAGUCAGGUUGAAGAAGCAGAGACUGAAGGAGAAGAUUGAGGCAGAUGUCGGUGCCCUGGUCCAAUUCCUGCUGGAUGAGAGAGACUCCCUGCUGGAGAGCUUGGAUGCCGAGGAGGUGGCCACGAUGGCUGUCAUAGACGACAAUUUGAAGAUUGUGGAGGAGGAGACUGCAGCUGUGGACAAAUCUAUAGCUAAUAUCCACAGCCACAUCAGUGGGAAAACCAGCUUUGAGAGCCUGGCAGAGACAUUCAAUGAAGUGAUCCACUGCAAGUCUUUCACAUCUCUGGAGCCAGUUAGCUGUCCGACUGAAUUUACUGACUUCUCAGGACCCUUCCAGCUCAUCAUGUGGAAGAAAAUGAUGCAUGUGCUGCAUACAAUGCCUCAGAACCUCACCCUGGACCCCGACACUGCUCACCCAAACCUGUUCAUCUCAGACUUUGACACAAAGGUUGAGGAGGGCCGAGUCCGUAGCCAGGAGCCGGACCUGCCAGCCCGCUUCACCCGUUUCUGUGGCGUCCUCGCCACGGCCCAGUACGCCAGCGGCCAGCACUACUGGGAGGUGGACGUGAAGGACAAAGGUGUGUGGUACCUGGGAGUCACCACCGAGUGCAGCAACAGGAAGGGCUUCGUCAGCCUCACUCCCUCUGCAGGGUACUGGAGCCUGUGCCUGCAGGACCGGCUGUACGCCAACGGAGAAGAUGGUCGCAUCCCUGUUGCCGAUUACUGGAACUCUCCUCGGGUGGGCGUGUACCUGGACUACGACAACGGGCGUCUCAGUUUUUAUGACGCCGUCACGAUGAAGAGACUGUACAUGUUUGACACCUGCUUUGAGGAGCCGGUCUAUCCUUUCUUCAGCCCGGGGAAGAAUGAUCCCGGCAGCAGGCUGCAGAUAUGCCACUAUUACUGAGAGUCGUUUUAAUGUAGUUAACUCUUGUAUGCUGGUGUUUUCAGAUUCCCUCUUAGUGAGGUUUAUUUCACAGAUCAGGCUGGAGUUGACUCUUAGCCAUGUACUGUAUGCAUUUUGAGCUGUUACUUGUUGGUUUCUUGUUGAUAAAAACAGCUGUGGUUGUGAGGAUGAACUUCAUGUGACUGAGAAUUUGAAACUAUCUUUUUCUCCUAGACACACACUGUAGGCUGACACCCCUGGCUGCAGUGGCUGGAGGGGGUUGGAGAGGUGCUUUUGCUGUCUGUAUCACUGUGUCUGCAGGGUUUCAUCAGCUCUUAUCAGAGCAUACACAGCUCUUAGAAACAGCGCUGCCAUUCUACUGUAUCUUAACUCAUAGUUUAAGGUGGAAGGAUGCUGCUGCCAUGCUAUCACAUUGACAGUCAGGACUCCCUCUUUAGGUGUGCAGAACAGUCAGUGCUGAUACUUUAGAGAGUGAUAAUAAGAGCGUUGGUCAAACUUCCAGGGUGGCUUGAUGUGUUCGUUUUUUGGUCGGCUUUUUAAACUCACCUGUACUCAUCCUUUUUGUUCAUUUUUGUACAUUGUUGACAUAUUUGGACAUUCCUCUAUAUAUUGCUUUACUUUGUGCAGCUUAUUUUAUGUGAGCAGUGAUGGGUCAACCAGUUGACACCAUGUUGGUUUUUAAAAGCUAACAUUCAGGAUUCAUAGCCAGGAGCCUGAUGGAUUUAAAUGAAACCUACAGGAUGGCAUUUUAAAGAUCACCCAGCAUAUUUUUUUAGUGAUUCCUGCAUUUUAUUACAAGUUACAAACUGUUGGUCUUAGUGCAGCGUUUUAUCCUGUCAUAUUGAAGUUGUUAAACAAACAUCCCUCUGAGUAGUUUUUAAGUUUCUACCUGUAAUGUGUCUGUAUUGAUUCUGGUUGUACAAAUACAUGUCUCUCUUGCUCUAUUUUUUUCCUUCCAUGGACUUUUUGUUUUUGGACUACAGAGCAACUUCUUGGGUAUUUACAAUCCUCCAGGGUUGAUCAUUUCUUUCUUUUCAAAAGGUCUUAAUGAGGAGCAAAGGAAACACUUUUAACAGCAUGAUAAAUGAGCGGUAUGAUUUGAGACUGGUGAAUUCCAAAUUGCUCCUUUUUGUCAGGUCCCUUUUUUAAAAGUUCAAAGUGUGCUCCCAUGUUACGCUUAAAAACUCAAACUUUGAGUAUUUGCUUCAUGUUUUGUCUGAGUUGUGAUUUUUCAUUUAACUGCCUCCAGAGUUUUAUUUUUUUUUUAACUUUAUUUUUAUUUUUUGCUGACUUUUAUUCUCAUGUUAAGCUUUGCUGUUUUUGAGCUGUGUCUUGACAAUGUAACAAAAAAUAAUCUCGGUAGUCCUACUUCGUGAUCCUUCACCUGCUCUAAAUAUGCUUAGUGUUUCUCGGUCUUAAAAUGAGAUUAAAAGAAGAAAAUCA